Molecule: messenger RNA, 1301 nt
Organism: Hippoglossus stenolepis (Pacific halibut)
Lineage: Eukaryota; Metazoa; Chordata; Actinopteri; Pleuronectiformes; Pleuronectidae
Product: butyrophilin subfamily 1 member A1
Exons: 3
Coding region: 95-775 (226 amino acids)
Source: RefSeq, a predicted model, not a curated record
GGGAUGUGCUAAUCUCUCUCACACACACUCUCCCUCCUCUCACGCCCUUCCUCAACACACACAAACACACAGUUUGUUUUUCAGUGCGUCAGAAAUGUUGCUGGUGGAAGUUCCGUCCCUGCUGCUCCUCUGUCUCUCUGCAGCUGCAGGUCAGCAGGGGACAACAGUGAAGCCUGGAGAGGAUGCCACUCUUCAGUGUCACUGUCCCAGUGAUGCUGCCGUCACGGUGUUAGAGUGGGUCAGACUGGAACAGAAGUCAUAUGGUUACGUGUUCUUCUACCGGAACAACCGGUUGUAUGAAGAUUACCAGCAUCCGUCUUUUCGAGGUCGAGUGGAGCUGAGAGAUCGAGAGAUGAAGGGCGGAGACGUGUCUGUGACUCUGAAGAACGUCACCGUCAAUGAUACUGGAACGUACAAGUGUCAAAUUAUCAGCAGCAAAACAGAGAAUGGCCAAAGAACAACCACUGAGUUCAGCGACCACGUCAGCCUGACUGUCACAGACUCAGGUCCCUCAGCUCCACUGGCUGAAGGAAACAAGGAUGAAGGAGACAAGGAUGAAGGAGACAAGGAUGAAGGAGACAAUGGUGGAGGAAACGAGGAUGGGAGAAAGAUUCAGGAACUUGUUGGACGCUUGGCUCAUAGGACAUUUAGCAUAUUACCUCUUAUUGGUGUUGUCGUCUUUAUCGGUUAUAAGUUGAUGAAAAAACACACGUGUGUCAACAACUAUCUAGUAGCACCCAUAUUCACAAAUCACAAUUUGUCUCAUUGUGUGUGAGACGGCUGUGAAAAGGUGUGUUGUUUACAGGGCAGUAACCUGCCACACUGCUGCUGACAGGACCAGGCCUGAGAGAGAGGAGUAAUGUUUUAUGUACCUUAUAUUUUCAUGUGAAUAUGUUGUAUAUCAGUAUUCUGGUCUGUGAACCCCCCUGUCCAAUGUGGUACGUGCUGCUCAGGAACCUGUCUCUCUGUCUCCAUUUGAAGCUGAAGGAGACAGUGUCAUUCCAACGUUUAAUUCAUGUUACUGUGACUACUUUCUGAAAGAGCAAUAUAAGUGAGCUGUAAUGUGUAAAGUGCAAGUCUGUACUGUAAGGAGUGUUAGUGGCAUUAUGGGAGAUGUAGUUUUCUUGUGGGAUUUGUAUAGAACGAAUGUGAAGUGCAUUGUUACUUUUCCAGUGGUGGGAAGUAACGAAGUACAAAUAUUUCGUUACUGUACUUAAGUAGAUUUUUUCACAUAUCUGUACUUUACUUGAACUGUACUUUUCUGUACUAUAUCUACUGUUUGCCGUCAGGGGCCUGCCUUG